Budorcas taxicolor (takin) is the source of this 2115-nucleotide messenger RNA. It is a transcript of the gene CCDC17, whose product is annotated as coiled-coil domain containing 17. The record is from RefSeq and is a predicted model, not a curated record. NCBI's taxonomy places the organism in Eukaryota, Metazoa, Chordata, Mammalia, Artiodactyla, Bovidae. The transcript is spliced from 13 exons. Bases 1 to 1830 code for a protein of 609 amino acids.
AUGGCCUCCCACUCCAGGGAGCCAAGGCUCCUGCCCUGUGGGUCCUGUGACAUGGUUUUCCGCUCCUGGGCCCUGCUGGCCACCCACACUCAGCGCUUCUGCAUUGGCCGUCAGACCCGGGAGGUGGCAGUUGGAGCACAGCCCCCAGUAGCCACUGAACCACGGGUACCCGGGGUUGUGCCACAAGAACACCACGGCCUCCGGGAUCAGGAGGCCAGCAAAUCAGCUCUGAAGAGGCUAACGGAGGAGGUGCAGCGGCUGCGGCUCUAUCUGCAGGAAAUGAGACCCUGGGUAACAGAAAUCCCCAGGGGGCCACAGGGGCCCCGGAGGCGUUCAGAGGCGACGGCUCAGAGGGCCCACUCCAAGGCUGCUGGCAGCCUGGGCGAGCGGCUGCUGGCGCUGCACUGGACUCACGCAAGGCGCGUGGCAGAGACCGCGGCACAGAGCUGGGCCCUAGAGCAACGCGGCGAGGAACUGAGCCGGCGCCUCCAAGGUUUGGCCCGGACCGGGAACGGGAAAUCACUCAUAUUCAGCCUGGAGCGAGAGCUUCGAGAACUCCGGGCAGAGACAGGGCGAACGCGGGGGGCUCUGGAGAAGUUAGGGGCGCACGUUCAGCAGCUCCAGGCCAACCCGGUCGGUCCCGGCGCCGCCGGUCCCGACUCUAGCACCCGGCUGAACACCGUGAGAGAAGCAGAACUCUGUGGUCCGGUGCUACAGGCCACCCCAGGGACUCUGCCUGCGGAGAUCGGGGCCCUGCGUGAGGCCUACAUUCGAGGCGGAGGCCGGGACCCUGGCGUUCUGGGCUGGAUGUGGCAGCUGCAAGCGGAGGCAUCAGCUCUGGAGCUUCGGCGGUCGCGGACCCGCAGGGGAGGACGAACAGGUGCUGCAUUCAAGGAGCUUCUAGCAGUGGAGGCUGAAAACCGGCGCCUGGAGGCAGAAAUCCUGGCUUUGCAGAUGCAGAGGGGCGCAGGCCAGAUGCCCUGGGGGCGCGGGGAGCCGAGACUUGGGGCCAAUCCGAGCCCACGCCUGAGGAGGGAAGAUCCCCCAAGCCUCCCGCCUCCCGUGGCUCCCCCGCUGCCACCCUCCACCGGAGUCCUGUUCUUGGGUGGCGCUGAGAAGGCUUCGCAGCUUCCUGGAGCCAUGACCAGGAACCUGGCCAGGGACCCGCACUACCUCCUGCCUGCAACUGACAUUCUGGGCCCUGCACCCUACAACCCUGGGGCUGGCUUUGUCAUUUUCUAUGACUUCCUGCGGGGCCUUGAGGCUUCUUGGGUUUGGGUGCAACUGAUGACUGGUUUGGCCAGAGAUGGACAGGAAUCAGGAGGGACCACAGCGCUACCCCCAGCCCUUUGCCUGCCCCCACCUCCAGCUCCUGGGCCCACCGGCAACUGUGCCAUCCUUGCCAGCAAGCAGCUUGUACCCAGGCUACUACCCUCACCAUCACUAGCCUUGGUCUGUGAGCUCCGGGCCUGGCAGGGGCUAGCAUGGGCUAAGGCACCACAGCCAAAGGCCUGGGCCUCACUAGUGCUAUUUGACCAGAAUCAGAGAUUGCUAAGUGGUCGUUGGCGUCUCCCACUUCGGGCCCUCCCCCUGGACCCCAGCCUUAGCCCUGGGCAGCUGAACAGGAUUCCCCAGGUUAAUCAGGCUGAGCUCUUUGUGCGACUGGUGAAUGCAAGAGAUGCAGAUGUCCAGACCCUGGCAGAGAUCAAUCCAGCAAAUGCCCAGGAGUACCAGUACCCACCUCUGGUACCCAACUCAUCUUCACCAGAAGCCAGCCCCCUCGCCCCAAAAACUGCCUUUGUUGACCCCCCUCCUCCCGAAGAUGCCUGAACCAGCAGACUCAGGCACAAAGAGGGUCCUCUCCCCACAGCUUGGACCCACCCCCACUGGCUCUGAGUCCAAAAGAAUGGGGAUAUGAGUAGCUUUAAUGUGCACAAGACUGGGGCCUACACUGAGGCCUCUUCUGCGAUCUGCAACUUUACUAACUCCAUGUUCUGACAAGAGUACGGAAACAUACAGAUGUGAGCACAUAACAUGAGCUCCAAUCCCAGCUCUAACUUCCACAAGCACUUGGCCUUUCUUUACCUAUUAUCCUUUUGUUUAAAAAAAAAAAAA